Messenger RNA from Clonostachys solani, 1122 nucleotides. Lineage: Eukaryota; Fungi; Ascomycota; Sordariomycetes; Hypocreales; Bionectriaceae. The record is from the annotation of a GenBank genome assembly.
AUGACUUCUAUCAACCCUCCUGCAGUUUUGGGAGCUUUGAAUAAGAAUGAUUCUGCUCCGGUGUCGAAAUCUCUACUCCAAGAACCUCUGGAAUACAGUGGAACUCUCGAUCAGUACAACGCGUUUGAUGUAACGCCAGUCAUUGGCCGAGAGUUUCCCUCCGUCCAAUUGAGUGACCUCCUGAAGGAUGAAGCCAAGAUUCGAGACCUUGGAAUAACAGUUGCCCAACGAGGCGUCGUCUUUUUUCGCAACCAAGAUCUCUCAGUUGAGGACCAAAAGAUUCUGGGACAGAAGCUUGGGCUUCUGACAGGCAAACCCGAGACUUCCGGGUUGCAUCGUCAUGCUGUCAACAACAGCAAGCGGGGCGUGGCGGUUGACAAGGAGGGCAAUCGUGACGACGAGAUUUCUGUCAUCUCAUCCGAGCAAAACAAGAAGUUUUAUAAUGGAAUCUUCACCGUCAAUUCCAAGAAGAUUGCAAGCCACGGGUGGCAUGCCGACAUAUCCUUUGAGCCAGUCCCGUCCGAUUACACGAUUUUGAAGAUACACACCUUGCCCCAUGAUGCUGGUGGUGAUACAUUAUGGGCAUCAGGUUAUGAGGCAUAUGAUCGUCUCUCCCCUGCUUGGCAGAAGUUUGCAGAGAGCCUCACUGCUACCCAUGCUCAGCCAUACUUUGGGAAAUUGGUAGAAAAGCAUGGGCUUGAACUCAUCGAAGAGAAUCGCGGGGCACCAGACAACUCUGGGGUGGACUUCAAAGCGUCACACCCCGUUGUGCGAACUAAUCCAGUGACUGGGUGGAAGAGUCUUUUUGCUAGCGGAUCUCAGAUUCGGGACGGCGGGUUUGACAACGUCACAGAACGGGAAAAUGAGAUACUCAAGGCGUAUUUUCUUGAGUUGGUUUCCCAAAACCAUGAUCUACAGGUUCGGUUCAAGUGGAGACUCAACGACGUUGCGAUCUGGGAUAAUCGGUCCGCCUUCCAUACCGCUACAUACGACUACCAUGGAAAACGUCAAGGUAAUAGGGUCGUGUCUGUAGGCUCCAAGCCGUACCUUGACCCUAAUUCAACCUCGCGACAGGAGGCUAUCCACAGGCUUGAGAGGGAUAAUAGCAAGAAUAAGACUUAA